Paramecium pentaurelia is the source of this 2089-nucleotide messenger RNA. The record is from the annotation of a GenBank genome assembly. NCBI's taxonomy places the organism in Eukaryota, Ciliophora, Oligohymenophorea, Peniculida, Parameciidae.
AUGUUUCGAUUUAAAGAAGCAUUGGAAUCUUACGAUUUAGCUAUUUAGAAAAAUCCAGAUGAUGCAGAAUUUUAUUAUGAAAAAGGUAUGGCUUUUUAUUUAGCUAUAAUAUUAGCAAAUACUUUAGAUGAAAUGAAUAGAUUAGAAGAAGCAUUGGAUAAUUAUGAUUUAGCCAUUUAGAAAAACCCAGAAUAAGCAGAUUAUUUCAAAUGUAAAGGUACCAAUAGUAAUAAUUGUUAUAGCUAUCAUUUUAGAUAAAAUGAAGAGAUUUUAAGAAGCAUUAGACUAUUAUGAUUUAGCGAUUAAGAAAGAUCCAGAUGAUGCAGAAUUUUAUUAUGAAAAAGGUAUGGCUUUGUAUUUAGCUAUAAUAUUAGCAAAUACUUUAGAUGAAAUGAAUAGAUUAGAAGAAGCAUUGGAUAAUUAUGAUUUAGCCAUUUAGAAAAACCCAGAAUAAGCAGAUUAUUUCAAAUGUAAAGGUACCAAUAGUAAUCCAUAAUUGUUAAAGCUAUCAUUUUAGAUAAAAUGAAGAGAUUUUAAGAAGCAUUAGACUAUUAUGAUUUAGCUAUUAAGAAAGAUCCAGAUGAUGCAGAAUUUUAUUAUGAAAAAGGUAUGGCUUUGUAUUUAGCUAUAAUAUUAGCAAAUACUUUAGAUGAAAUGAAUAGAUUAGAAGAAGCAUUGGAUAAUUAUGAUUUAGCCAUUUAGAAAAACCCAGAAUAAGCAGAUUAUUUCAAAUGUAAAGGUACCAAUAGUAAUCCAUAAUUGUUAUAGCUAUCAUUUUAGAUAAAAUGAAGAGAUUUUAAGAAGCAUUAGACUAUUAUGAUUUAGCGAUUAAGAAAGAUCCAGAUGAUGCAGAAUUUUAUUAUGAAAAAGGUAUGGCUUUGUAUUUAGCUAUAAUAUUAGCAAAUACUUUAGAUGAAAUGAAUAGAUUAGAAGAAGCAUUGGAUAAUUAUGAUUUAGCCAUUUAGAAAAACCCAGAAUAAGCAGAUUAUUUCAAAUGUAAAGGUACCAAUAGUAAUCCAUAAUUGUUAUAGCUAUCAUUUUAGAUAAAAUGAAGAGAUUUUAAGAAGCAUUAGACUAUUAUGAUUUAGCGAUUAAGAAAGAUCCAGAUGAUGCAGAAUUUUAUUAUGAAAAAGGUAUGGCUUUGUAUUUAGCUAUAAUAUUAGCAAAUACUUUAGAUGAAAUGAAUAGAUUAGAAGAAGCAUUGGAUAAUUAUGAUUUAGCCAUUUAGAAAAACCCAGAAUAAGCAGAUUAUUUCAAAUGUAAAGGUACCAAUAGUAAUCCAUAAUUGUUAUAGCUAUCAUUUUAGAUAAAAUGAAGAGAUUUUAAGAAGCAUUAGACUAUUAUGAUUUAGCGAUUAAGAAAGAUCCAGAUGAUGCAGAAUUUUAUUAUGAAAAAGGUAUGGCUUUGUAUUUAGCUAUAAUAUUAGCAAAUACUUUAGAUGAAAUGAAUAGAUUAGAAGAAGCAUUGGAUAAUUAUGAUUUAGCCAUUUAGAAAAACCCAGAAUAAGCAGAUUAUUUCAAAUGUAAAGGUACCAAUAGUAAUCCAUAAUUGUUAAAGCUAUCAUUUUAGAUAAAAUGAAGAGAUUUUAAGAAGCAUUAGACUAUUAUGAUUUAGCUAUUAAGAUAAAUCCAGAUGACCCAGACUAUUUUAAAUCCAAAGGUAAAAAUUCAAAUCUACAAUUUUUAUAGCUACUACUUUAGAGAAUUUGAAUAGAUAUUAAGAAGCGUUGGAUAAUUAUGAGUUAGCCAUUUAGAAAAACCCAGAAAAAGGAGAUCAUUUCAAAUGUAACAGUAAAUUAAAUAAAAUUGUUUACAUAGCAAUAACUAAAUUUCAGAAAUCAUAUAAUAUUAAAAAAAUGAAUAGCUAAUAAGAUGAUUUCGAUAGAAAUACAUUUCUUCAAUAUCAAUCAUCAAUAAAAAAUAUGUACGAUCAAAUGGCUUCAUCAAAUCCAAAGAUUAUAAAUAGCCUUAAAAAAUCUGCCAAAAGUAGAAUAUAUCACACUCAUAUAAUAGGAAAGAUUGUAAAAAAAAUGAAUAGAUAUUUAAGAAGCAUUGGAAAAUUAAGAUAUUCAUUCCAUAAAAUAAUUUGA